Corvus hawaiiensis (hawaiian crow) is the source of this 750-nucleotide messenger RNA. It is a transcript of the gene DNLZ, whose product is annotated as DNL-type zinc finger. The record is from RefSeq and is a predicted model, not a curated record. Gene Ontology annotation, biological process: protein stabilization; protein folding; protein import into mitochondrial matrix. Gene Ontology annotation, molecular function: zinc ion binding; protein-folding chaperone binding. Bases 1 to 615 code for a protein of 204 amino acids. Gene Ontology annotation, cellular component: mitochondrion. NCBI's taxonomy places the organism in Eukaryota, Metazoa, Chordata, Aves, Passeriformes, Corvidae. The transcript has 4 exons.
AUGCGGCAGGUCCCGGGCGCUGCCCGCUACCAACAUGGCCGCCGCGGCCGCCUCAGGGCCCGCCCGGUGCGCAUGCGCGGUGCGAUGCAGCGGGCCGCGCUGAGGGCGCUGCUCCGCGCGCCGCCGCCAUGGCGGCCCCGCCGCCCUCCGCCCGGCCUGAGGGGCCCGGCCCCCACCGCCCUAGCGCCUCUCUGGGGUCCGACCCGCACCGUCCCGGGGCCGCUCUGGAGCCCGGCCCGCCCGCUCUGCACCGCUCCGGGACCGCCGCCGGCCACGCACUAUCGCCUAGUGUACACCUGCAAGGUUUGCCAGACCCGCUCAGCCAAAUCCAUCUCUAAGGCCGCCUACCACCGAGGGGUGGUGAUCGUGACAUGUCCCGUCUGCAGAAACCACCAUGUCAUCGCCGAUAACCUGGGCUGGUUCUCCGACCUGGAGGGAAAGAGGAAUAUCGAGGAGAUCCUGGCAGCCAAAGGGGAGAAGGUGAGACGUGUGGCUGGUGAGGAAGCCCUGGAACUGCUGCUGGAAAGCUCGGCAGAGCCCAGGCCCCAAGGUCAGCUGGUGGAAGGGGACAGCGGGGAAACCCCCUCAGAGCCUGGCAGCAAGGGACACACCUGACACAAGGGAUUGUGGCCAGUGGGACAGGUGUGACACAUGGGAUUUGGGUCAUUUGGCUCGUGGCAAGAGACUCUUCACACUCAUUCCCCAAUUUCAACUGUCUGUGUUUCAAAUAAACUCGGGUGUUGGGUUUUC